Molecule: messenger RNA, 2258 nt
Organism: Cinara cedri
Lineage: Eukaryota; Metazoa; Arthropoda; Insecta; Hemiptera; Aphididae
Source: the annotation of a GenBank genome assembly
AUGAUUUCUGCGGCCAAAUCCGGGAGGCGAGAUAGUAAUCAAUCAGGUGAUGGCGUGGUGAAGAAACCCGAGGAAUCAGCUCAAGAAAAGCUAGAGAAGUGUGCACAAUGGUCGAAAAAGAUGGGCAUGGCAAUGCCCUCGGUGCCGGGUAAAGUUGUGCUGGACCAGUCCACGAUUGAGAGGCUUAGACACAAAGGUGUAGUAAAGACUGCAGAUGAAAAGCUCGCGGCCACUGCGCUCUACGCGGCCAACGAGGAACGGUUAAAAAACGAGAGUGAGGCAAGAAAGUUAGAACUGAAACAACAGAACAUGUACAGGACGAAAGGGCCGAAACUAGCUCAGGUUAGCUUAUAGACAGCAAAAUUUACUUGAAAUACACUUAUACAAAUGCUAAAAUUCACAGCCCUAGUGAUGACUAAAUUUUUCUGAGUAAUUUUGAGAAAUCUUGUUUUAAUUAAAAACUUUGUAGAAACUUUCUUGUGCAAUUUUUGAGAUAGUUAAAUUUACGAAACGAAAUGAGUUUUGUUGAUUUUGAUUGAAAUUCUACUAUUACGACGGAGCUCUAUAAGAGCUAAGGGUAAAAAUUUAAAGAUAGUGUUUAAAUAAAUAUUUAAUGUCACAAUGAUUGAAAAAAAAUUAGCAACCGAAGCAAUUGAAUUCACUUAAAUCCACCUGAAAAUGAAUCACUCUAUAUACUUACAUCACGUACCUAUAUGUUUUAAACGAAGAUAUUUGAAAAUUUAAAAACUAUAAUAAACUUGUUUGGUUUUGAUAGUUGUUGUUUAAGUCCGUUACAUUGUAUAACAUUUAAAAAUAUGGGUUUGUAUUUUUUUUUAUUAGUUGGACGGCGAUGCACACAAGACCAGUCAUCUAUUGGCUAAAGCGUUUGAGAUGAGGCAAAAUCGAGAACCUGAGAUACAAUACUGUAAUUCGUUGAUAUUGAGUACCAAAUGCCACGCUAUCAGAUGUGCACAGCUUGAAGAAAAGGAACGCAAUCAGUGAGUUUUUUAUUUUUAUUUUAUUUUACAAUUUAAUUGCCUUUAUUUCUCUAAUUUACGAUUUUCGUCAAAAUUUGAAGUUAACACGCUUAGAAAAAGAAAAGAAAAAAAAAACGACUGACCAUCUAGCAUAAUUUAUUAAGUACCUCUCGCUACCAUAUUCAUUUUUCAAGCAUAUCUGUUCGACCAAACAAUUUUAUCAAUAUAAAACCAAAUAAAAACUAACUAGAAAAUGUAAAAUACCUAUAAAUAGCUCUAAAUUCGAAAAACUGUUUUAAAAUUUUUUUGACGUCUAGAGAGGAGUAUGUUAUAACCAAAUUUUAAGUCUCUACAGUUAUUUUUAAUCGAAGUAUAACAAAAAAACAAAAUUAAAAAUAAUAAAAAAAAACAUUUAAUGCCGUAAACUUUUUUCAUUUUUCAUAAACUUUUUUUCCAUUUAUUAGGAAAACUACUUGGAAAACUAAAAAAAUACAUCCUCAAUGCAAUAACUAGGUAUACGAGGUGUGGCUAUUAAAUAACGAGACUGAUCGCCUAGAGGGCGCCCUAGAUGGGUAGUAAAAAGAACGAGUAAUGCGUUGCGUAUCUAGAUAUCUUAUCUAUGCACGUACAAAAACACGUUUUCGUCACUAUUAUAAUAAUUGUGCAGUAGUGGUUUGAAACGAACGUGUUUUUUUCUCGUGCCGACAACCAUGUGUGACGAAAAACAGGAGCAACUUAUCAAUCUCAAAUUUCUCGUUAAAUUGAAAAAAAACUCCAACCGAGUGCUAUAAAUUUUCGCAAGAGGCCUAUGGAGGCAAUUUUCUAUCUCGUAUACGUGUUUUUGAGUGAUUCAGCGAGGGCCGAGAGAGCACUGAAGAUGAUCAGCGCCCAGGGCGCCCUGUCACUGUUUCAACUCCGGAAACAGUGACCAAAAUCAACCAAAUUGUGCUUGCAGAUCGUCGAAUGAGCAUUCGGAUGAUUGCCGAGGCUAUAAACGCCGAUAAAGAAACGGUUAGAAAAAUUUUACAUAAGGAAUUACAUAUGACAAAAGUCAGUGCGAAGUUGGUGCUAAAAAACCUGACUCCUGACCAAAAGUUCUUGCGUCAACAGGUCUGCUCAGAUUUCCUUGAAAAGUUAAAAGAAGAUCCCGGACUGAUGAAAAACAUUAUAACUUGCCACAAAACAUGGAUUUUUCAAUACGAUUUUGAAACAAAGCGACAAUCGAUGCAUUGGAAGACACCUGAAUCGCCCAGAAUCAAAAAAGCAAGGAUGUCCAAAUAA